AUGGAUUUGAAAAAGUAAAAAGGAUACCUAGAUCCUAAAUAAUCAUUAGAAAUUUUCACAUUUAUAUCAAGUCAUUUAAGUGAAUGUAAAAUAUAAAGAGAAAAGAAGAUGCAGAUGAAUAUCAAACUAAAAUAUAAGUGUUUUUGUUAAGAUUUUUAUACUAAAAUGGAUUCUUUUUAAAAUUUUGAGUCAAUUAAAUAAUUUACUAAAGGUUUGAUUGGAUAAAAAUUUGAAAAUGAAAUUAUUGAAAAAGUAGAUUCUAAGCUUAUUUUAACUUAUAUAUACUUUUUGGUUUAAAUUAAAAAAGUACCAACUUAAGCAAUUUAUGAAGUCAUUCGAUUCUCCAUAAUUUAAAAAGUAUUGAUAUUAUUAAAUAUUUAUAAGGACUAAUCAAUAAAAUAAAAGGCUAUUAUUUCGAAAUUAAAAUAGGAUGCUUUAUAAAAAUUUAGUGAAUUAGUUAAAAAAAAUGAUCUUGUUAAUUAAAAAUUUGUUUUUAAGAAAGUUUAUUAAUUCGAAGAAUCAUUAAAAUCUAUAAAACAUAAUUUAUGUAUUGUGAUAAAGUAAGAAAAGGUAUAUAUUUAAAAAUAAAAUAGGAUUUUUAUGGAUGUAUUCUAUAGUAAGUUAUUAAUAUUGAUAAGCUUUUAGAUGUAGGACAUAAAUUAAUUGAAAAUAUAAAAAUUCUUGAAAAUUAAUUCUAAUUAUUAUUUAGAACAAAUCCAUUAAAUAAUGAAUGUGACACAAUUUAUAACAUUUUUCAUAAAUAUGUAAAUUAUAAUAAACCCAGACCAAAAUUAUAUAAAAGAGAAGGUCAAAUAAUGAUGCAAUUUUUAUAAUCAGAAGAGAAGAUAAUUUAUGAUCCUGGUAGCUGUGUAAUAUAAAUAACUUUAAUGUAACCAAGAGGAAAUGUAAUAAGAUAUACUAGAUCAUUUUAAAAUGCUAUAGGAUAUAAAGAUGAAGAGAUUUAAGAUCAAAAUAUAAAUAAAUUUAUGCCAUAAAUAAUAGCAAAUGAUCAUGAUUUAUAUUUAGAUAAUUUUGUUGAGAGAGGUAGAAUAAAUGUAGUUAAAAAUGCUGUAAGAGUAAUUUUAGGAAAGAAUAAAUCAUAAUUUGUAGUUCCUAUUAAUACUAGAUUAAGAAUAGAAGCAAGUCCAACUGAAUUUGGAGCUACAGCUCUAAUUACACCAGUAAAUCUAACAUAUGGAUAUAUGAUGUUAAAUGAAUAAGGAUAAAUUGAAGAAUUAACAUAAAAUUUAUUUGAAGAAGUUUUUGAGAAACAUUUAGGAUUUGAAGUUGAUUAAAUAAAAGGAUUAGAUUGUUUAUUUUUUAUUCCUGAAUUAUCUAAAAUUUGGGAUACAUUAUUUGAUGAUAAUUUUGAUAGAUUAGAUAAAAAAUUAGAUUGUUAAUUAAUACUACCUUUGAUGACUAAAUAAAUGACUAGAAGUUUAAUACGUUCAAGAUCUAAUAUAUUUUCAAAAUAAAAUGUUUAAUCAAGUAUUGCUAAAUAAAUUGAAAAUUUACCUAAUGAUAAUAUAAUUUAUUAAGUUUCUCUUCAUUUAAUGAGUUUAAUUACUAUAAAUCUUAGGUAAAAUUAAUAUUUAUUUUUAGAUUAGUAAUUGUUGAAAUUCCUGAAUAUAAAUAAUUAAUGAAUCAAAAAAUAACAAGUAGAUAAUUAGUAUAAUUAAGAAAUAGAUCAUCAAUAUUAAUUAAUACUUAAUCAUAAAAGGAAAUUUAAACUUAAAAAACAGAUAUUAAUUUAUUAUCUAUGAAUUCUCCUCCAAGAGGUCUUUUAAAUGAAUGUAAUUUAGAAUAUGAAAAUUUAAUUGAAGAUAUUAAAAUGAUUGAAGAAUUUAAAAAUUAAUUAGCAUCAAUUAAUAUUAAUAGAACUGCUUAAAAUAAAUUAAAUGAUCUAUUUUUAUUAUAAAAUAGUGAUAGAAGAAUAAAUGAAUUUCAAAAUGAACCUUCAGAAAAGAGUAAUGAUUUAAGUGAAGCAGAUUCAGAAGUUAAAGAUAAUGCAUAAUAAUAAUAAUAAUAAUAAUAAUAUAAUUGUGGAUCUGUAGGAAGUUAAUAAUCUUAAAAUAAUACUACUGCUCUUAAAAGAUAAAUUAAAGAUUGUUUAUCAGAUUCAAAGGGAACCAAUAUUAAAACAAAACUAUUUCUUCUUUUAAUAUAUGUCAUAAUAAUGUCAGGAUUUCUUAUUAAUUACUUGAUAUUGUAUUAUAAUUUCGAGAAAAUUCAUGAAAACUAAAAUUAUGAAAAUUUACCAUUCUAAUUUUCCUAUUACUAUAAUGAAUUCAUCAUUGACUAAUCUUUCUUAGCUUAUGAUUAAUUUAAUUUUACAGAAUUAAGUUAAAUUGCUUUUAAAUAUUUCAUAAUAAAUAUUAAAAAUAUUGACAAAACUAUUGUUUUAUUACCUCACAUUAAUAUAAUUAAUAAUCUAACUAUGGAAAGUAGAGUAUUAAAUAUUAUAUCUUAACUAACUAAAGUUAUUAAUAUGAAUUAUAAAAUCAAUUAAAAUGAAUUCUAUAAUAACACUGAUGCUUUUAAUAUUUAGAUCGAUGAAAUUGAAAAUACAGAUUCCACAAAAAAUCUACGUAGUUUAUCAAUCUUGUAAGUAUAUCGUUUUUCAUUUUAGCGUAAUUGUUGAAGAAAUAAUCUUAUUUAUUUUACUAGCACAAUACCUAUAUUUCUUUAUUUAAAUAAUUAAAAUGAAAUAAAAAAUUUAUAAAUUGUUUUGUACUUUCUCAAAAGAAUUAAUUUCAGAACUUUUUGUUUAAUUCACUUCACUUUAUGCUUAAUUAAACAAUACUAGAUUUAGAAAUUAUGAAACAGAUGAAGAAUAAUUUGAAACUACAAUGAUGCGUCAAUAUUAAAAAACAGUAACAUCUAAUAUGUUAGAACAUCAUAAAAAAGUUGGAAAAGAAAUUUAAUUAAAAAGUAAAGUAUUUUAAUAAAUUAUAUAGAAAUUAAUUCAGCAUAAAUCUUAUUCUUUUUAUUCAUGUUUAUGUAUGCCAUACUUUGUUCUUCUUAUUUUAUUGGAAGUUUGAUCUUAUAAUAAGUUACUUAAUAAAGUGUAUCUGCAAGAUAUCAAGAAAAAACUUCAUUUUCAUUAACAUUAAAUUCUUUAGCAUCCAAUUUUGCUUAAUAAACUAUACUCUUAAAUCAUACAAUAACAACUGAAAUGAUUGAUACUUAUAAAAUUGCUGUAUAAUAAUUAGGGAUAUUAAGUACAAGUCUUCCUUUAUAUCAAAAAGAGCAAAACUCUUAAGUUUAUGGAAUCUUAAUCGAAAAUUUGUGCGAUUUGUUUUAAAGUUAAUUGUAAAAAUAAUAUAUUAAAUAUAGAUCUUAUAGUUAUGAAGAUUAUUAGGAUCUUUUCAGUCUUGAAUAAUGUUAAUCUAUAUCUAAUCUUGAUCAGGGAUUAAGUUCAGUAGUUUAAGGUUUAUAUUAGAAUUAAUUUGAUUUUUUAUAAACUAUUUCUACAAGAAGUUUAAAUGCAACUUAGAAAUACACUUAUGAUAAUCCAUUAAUUCAAGUAUAAAGAUUAUAUGCUUAAUAUGGAUUUUAAGUAAUAGUUGAAAUACUUACAAAAUAAAUCAAGUCUUUGAUAAACUCAACAUUUAUAAUUAACACAGCCGUCUUUAUUUUAGCUUGUAUAAUUAUGAGCAUUUCAUUGAUGACCACUAAAAUUAUGAUUGAAAAAGUUAAAUAUUAGUAUUAGGAUUGUAAAUAACUAUUAACACUUUUUCCAUUUGAAAAAUUAAUGGAAAAUGCAUAUGUAAUAGGUUUUAUAACACAUGAUUUGCGUUUUAAAGUUUGA
Molecule: messenger RNA, 3811 nt
Organism: Paramecium pentaurelia
Lineage: Eukaryota; Ciliophora; Oligohymenophorea; Peniculida; Parameciidae
Source: the annotation of a GenBank genome assembly